AAAACACUUAAAAUGACCUGAACAUGGAUCAUCCACAUUGGUUUCAGUCACAAAAAAUGAUUUGUGUUCUUUAGGCAGACCGCAACUUUAGCGAACCUUCCCAAUUUUGAAUCUAAUAACGCUUUUUUCUUCUUCUUUUUCUUUUCCUUUCUGUUGCCUUUUCUCCCACUUGACACAUGGAAACGCAAGAAACAAUCAAGAAUACACGCGCUAAUUAACCUUUUUAUCAUCUUAUUAUUCUUUGUUCCAGAUUUCUUUCGUCUUUUCAAGAACAGCAGGAACAGAUUUUUUUUUCAAUUAUUUGACAAUUCCGGGUAUCGAAUAUCAAACCCGUAAUGAAGAGGUAUUUCUUUAACACCACCAACCAAGAUCAAGAACCACAAUUCCCACAGCAACAUCAAGAAGUUCCCGAAGAAACUGCCAUGACUCCAGCAGAGGCAAGAGGGCAACCGCCCUUGUCGGCGGUUGUAGAGGCGUUUGAGGACCUAGCAAAGGGUUUAAAAUGUGUUAGAGAUGGUGACCUGGAAGAGCUUAGAUUGGAUACUUUUUGUGAUGCAUGUUCUUUGGUUUCUGUCCUUUUUAGUUGCCUUGGUCUUGCUUUUAGAUUUGCUGAAUCUGAGUAUGUUGCAAAGGUGUGCAAUCUUGUGGAUGCAUCAAAAAGGCAUAAUAGUUUAAAAAAUGUGCUCGAUUUGGAUGUUGAAAAUGGCACCGUUAGAACACCGGGAAGCCAUUCCCGUAAUCUACGCAGAGUCAGACAGGGUCUUGAUCUCAUCAGAGCUCUAUUCGAACAAUUUGUAUCAACUGAUGAUUACUCUUUAAAAGACGCAGCUACAACAGCUUAUUCUCAAGUUUGUGCACCAUUCCAUACAUGGGCGGUCAGGACCGCCGUUUAUGCCGGAAUGUAUACUCUCCCUUCAAGAGAUCAGCUUCUGAUAAGGCUCAACGAAACUGAUCAAUCUGCAGGGAAGAAAAUGAGGAGAUACAUCAAUGCCUCACUUCCAGUUAUAAAAUACAUUGAUAACCUUUAUAUUUCCAGGAAUAUCAGCUUGGACUGGUGAUUUUUACCUGUCUGGAAGAGUCGGACUGCACAGAUACUGUUGGAUUUGAAUAGCGGCAUUUUGUACUAGCCUGUAGUUCACUUCUGUAUUAAUAGCUUCGUCCUGAUUGUUGCUACAUAUUUCUUGACAGAUCACCUGUCAGUGAUUGCAGUACUACAUUUGCACAUAAGCAUCAAAACACUAAUCAAUAAACCAAAUUCUUUUUCUUUUUC
Molecule: messenger RNA, 1270 nt
Organism: Ricinus communis (castor bean)
Lineage: Eukaryota; Viridiplantae; Streptophyta; Magnoliopsida; Malpighiales; Euphorbiaceae
Product: ACD11 homolog protein
Exons: 4
Coding region: 336-1058 (240 amino acids)
Biological process (GO): ceramide transport; intermembrane lipid transfer
Cellular component (GO): cytoplasm; membrane; cytosol
Molecular function (GO): ceramide 1-phosphate binding; ceramide 1-phosphate transfer activity
Source: RefSeq, a predicted model, not a curated record